Molecule: messenger RNA, 638 nt
Organism: Vigna umbellata (rice bean)
Lineage: Eukaryota; Viridiplantae; Streptophyta; Magnoliopsida; Fabales; Fabaceae
Source: RefSeq, a predicted model, not a curated record
CUUCUCCAAAACAACCAUUCAUGCAAUGACGCCCAACUAGAAAACAAAAUCUAAUUGCACGUUAAAACUGUGUGUGUGAAGAAGCACGAUCUAUUUCCAAUUUCCAUCAACCCUCAGACAAACAAACGAACACGGUCUUUCUCUCUGUAUAUUUCAUUUCUCCGCGUGAUCAGAGAAAGAAAGGUCGAAUGGCGACGAGGUACUGGGUAGUGUCUCUCCCUGUUCCGAAUUCCGCAUCCACUUUGUGGAACAAAUUGCAGGAAGAAAUCUCCAAACACUCCUUCGACACCCCUCUUUACAGAUUCAACAUUCCUAAUCUCCGCGUCGGAACCCUAGACUCUCUCCUCUCUCUCAGCGACGAUCUCGUCAAGUCGAACAACUUCGUGGAGGGAGUGUCACACAAGAUCAGGCGACAGAUUGAUGAUCUGGAGAGAGUGUCGGGCGCGGUGACCAGUAGUUUGACGGUGGAUGGAGUACCUGUUGAUUCGUACUUGACGAGGUUUGCUUGGGAUGAAGCCAGGUACCCGACUAUGUCGCCGUUGAAGGAGACUGUGGAUGGGAUUCAUGGUCAGGUGGCAAAGAUUGAGGAUGAUCUCAAGGUUAUUCAUAUUUCUAAUGCAGAUUUGGACAUAAUUUGA